Messenger RNA from Diversispora eburnea, 1110 nucleotides. The record is from the annotation of a GenBank genome assembly. NCBI's taxonomy places the organism in Eukaryota, Fungi, Glomeromycota, Glomeromycetes, Diversisporales, Diversisporaceae.
AUGGCACUCACUAACGAAAGUUCAAUUAAAAUCCAAAAAUGUCAACAUUUCAUUUGGAAACAGCUCGAAUUAUUGAUAUAUUCUCCAACAACUACUAUUAACGUUAACGAUGAUCAGUGUCCUGAUAAUAAUUUUUCAAUACUUGAUGAAAAAACCGCACUUGAAAAAUUAAAUUCUUUGAAAUCACAUAUAGAAGAAAAACGUCGUGAACUUAAUAUAACGGAUUUUGAAUUUCAUGCGGCAUUCCAUGGCCCUGAAGAAGUUAUGAAAUUCCAAAUGAUGGAUGUAAUUGCGGAGAGAGAUGCACAAUUGAAAGCUUUCGAUGAAUUUUUUCAAAAAGAUUGUAGUAAUCCUAAAAUUUUUGAAGAUCAGACUUUAUGUCCGGAGCAAAUUAAAAGUAUUGUAAUGAAAACUUUAUUUCAACAAUUGAAAAUUAUGUUUUUUAAGGAUAAGAAUAUUGACAAAAUUGUAAUUCUAAGAGAAACUAAUCAAAGAUUUAGGGAAAUUUUAACGACAGAGAAAUUUUAUUUUUCAACUCAUUUAUCAAAUGUUGAAUAUUGGUUGGGAGAAGCAUUGAAAGUUUUGCAAUUAGAUGAUGAACAAUUUACAUUAGAAAAAUAUAAUAAAUUUCAAAAUGUCCUUCUUCAAUUUUUGGAAGGAAUUUCGCGUCUAAUGGAAUAUGUACAAAUCAUAUGGAUUAAAUGUAAAAAAGAAACUAAAAAUUUGGAAAAAGGAAAAGAAAACCUUAAAAUUAAAUUAUGGUGCAAUGCAGUGAAUCUCGUAAUCUAUUGUACUGGUUACAUGAUGAAUAAAGAAUUUUUAAAUAAUUUUGCAGUUAAACUUGGUUUGGCAGUAGUAGGCACGGGAUUUGUGACCGGAGUGACAAUUCUUGAAUUUAUGACUUUAUCAAUUGAACGCCAAGAAAAAAUUUUAACGGAACUAAAAGGAAUGCACAAAGAAUUAUUGAGUUGGAAAUCUGAGGGGGAGAAAUUCAAAUUAAAGGAUUUUGAAGACAUAAAUCAAGAAUCAAGAAAUGAUUUCGUUGCUUUCUUUAGGGAUUACAAGGAUAAGUGUAAAUCAUUUCGUAAGACUUUUGAGAUGGAAGUUUAA